This is a messenger RNA of Thermothielavioides terrestris NRRL 8126, 621 nucleotides long. RefSeq lists its product as uncharacterized. Gene Ontology annotation, biological process: regulation of transcription by RNA polymerase II. Gene Ontology annotation, molecular function: DNA-binding transcription activator activity, RNA polymerase II-specific; zinc ion binding; RNA polymerase II cis-regulatory region sequence-specific DNA binding. The record is from RefSeq and is a predicted model, not a curated record. Gene Ontology annotation, cellular component: nucleus. The coding region runs from base 1 to 621 and encodes 206 amino acids. The transcript has 3 exons. Lineage: Eukaryota; Fungi; Ascomycota; Sordariomycetes; Sordariales; Chaetomiaceae.
AUGGUGUCAACCACGCCCUUCCGUAAGCCCCAGAGCCGCCAGCGGCCGCCGCCCAGUCGACGAAGAGAUAAACCGCAGCUGUCGUGCACCCCAUGCAGAAUCAAGAAAAGAAGAUGCGACCGUCGUGCACCAUGUGGGAGAUGCGCCAGGAUAGGAGACACAUCUAACUGCGUCUAUGUCCCUUUUCGCCCCAACGGCACCGCGCGAGAGCAGUCAGCAGUGUCGCUGGACCCUGGCAUCACGGUGGCCGCCAGGGGGGCUCCUCUAGCAGCUUUCUUGAACGGUCAGGCUGGAGGCGUGAUCCGUGGUAGAGAUUCGCCAACAAAUCCUGCGAGAAAUUGGGCACGGGCAGUGCCGGAGGCCCUGGAACGCACCGACGGGGCCGUGAUGGGCCGGGAGAGAUUAAGGGAUGCAGACAUAAACGGCAUGGCAUCCAAAGUUUCUUUCGCUGACCUCUUUGCCGAUAAGCUUCGGUCCAAAACUAUGUUUGCCGCGCCUACGCAGCCGCGUUCGAGCGAUCGAUCAGGGCCAAAAACUUCCACCCAGCUCGGAGUCCCCGCUAAGUACGAGCAAGACUCGAAGGGCCAAGUUUACCACAGCAUCUUCAAGUUCCCAAUAUGA